Molecule: messenger RNA, 487 nt
Organism: Nanorana parkeri
Lineage: Eukaryota; Metazoa; Chordata; Amphibia; Anura; Dicroglossidae
Gene: ETFRF1
Product: electron transfer flavoprotein regulatory factor 1
Exons: 3
Coding region: 116-376 (86 amino acids)
Biological process (GO): respiratory electron transport chain
Cellular component (GO): mitochondrion
Source: RefSeq, a predicted model, not a curated record
CAGGCGGUGACGUCUUUAGGCUGCGCCGUGUUGUUGCCGGAAAUCUGAGUGGAGGUCACAGCGGGUAUAGGUGCCCUCCGGGCCAUGUGUUGAGUGUUGCCCUUUGGCUGAAGACAUGGCCAAUCCUCUGAGGGGAGAGGUGGUGAAGCUCUACAAGAAUCUUCUGUACCUCGGACGGGAGUAUCCGAAGGGUGAAAUCUACUUCAAGGAACGCCUGAAAAGAGCCUUCAUGAAAAACAAGGAUGUCACUGACCCCGAGAAGAUUAAAGAACUCAUCGCCAGAGGUGAAUUUGUAGUUAAAGAGAUCGAAGCUCUUUAUUUCCUGAGAAAGUAUCGAGCAAUGAAACAGCGCUACUACGAGGACAGCCCCAAAUGACAACUAUGACCUUCUGUACCUUUGCAUUGUCACUGGUGCCAACAUAGCAAUGAAAGACUCUUAUCAGUCUGCGUUAUUACACACUCAGAUUAUCUUACAAGUUGAUUGUUA